Ostrinia furnacalis (Asian corn borer) is the source of this 1294-nucleotide messenger RNA. RefSeq names its product L-xylulose reductase-like. Lineage: Eukaryota; Metazoa; Arthropoda; Insecta; Lepidoptera; Crambidae. The coding region runs from base 149 to 883 and encodes 244 amino acids. Gene Ontology annotation, molecular function: L-xylulose reductase (NADPH) activity; carbonyl reductase (NADPH) activity. Gene Ontology annotation, biological process: xylulose metabolic process; glucose metabolic process. The record is from RefSeq and is a predicted model, not a curated record. The transcript is spliced from 5 exons.
UGUCAGAACUGUCAAAUCGUUAUCGAACUCGAGCUGGUGCGAACUGCGAUGUUAUUUUUUAUUACCCAUUAGUGCUCAGUCUUGAGACAGCAACCACAUAACACAUAACGCUUUAAAAUCUCAGUUUACAGUUACGCUUAUCUUCAAAAUGGAAAUAUCUUUUAAAGGGAAAAGAAUAUUGGUCACCGGCGCUGGACAAGGUAUUGGCCGUGGUAUAGCCGUAGAAUUAUGGCGAGCCGGCGCAAAUAUUGUAGCGUUAUCAAGAACUCGCUCACACCUAGAAGCUCUGCAAAGUGAAUAUCCUUCAAUUGACAUAGUUGAUGUUGAUAUUGGGGACUGGGAAAAAACUAGGAAAGUUGUUGAAUCUCUUGGACAUUUUGAUGCACUGGUGAAUAAUGCAGCAAUCGCCAUAUGCGAGCCCUUCCUGACAUGUUCAUCAGCUGAUUUUGAUAAAACUUUUAAUGUCAAUGUAAAAGCAGUACUUAAUAUAAGUCAAGUUGUUGCUAGAAAAAUGAUUGAGAAUAAAACCCAUGGUGCCAUUGUCAACAUCUCAUCACAGGCUUCUAAGGCUGCCCUACAUGAUCAUGCCAUUUAUGGUGCCUCAAAGGCUGCUCUGGAUUCUCUAACCCGUACCAUGGCUUUGGAACUAGGCCCUCAUGGAAUCCGUGUAAACUGCGUCAAUCCUACUGUCAUCAUGACUGAAAUGGCUAAAGUUGGCUGGUCUGACCCUGCUAAAGCCAAUAGUAUGCUGUCAAAGAUUCCUCUUGGAAGGUUUGGUGAAGUUUCUGAAGUAGUGAAUGCUGUAGUUUUUCUUCUGAGUGAAAAGUCAAGCAUGAUCAAUGGUGUUGAACUGCCAAUUGAUGGAGGAUAUCUAGCCACAUAAAAAUCUCAAUUUGUGUACAAGUCUCUCAGUCUCGAAAAUGACUUAUUAUUUUUAUAAAUACUUAUCCAAAUAUAUUAUGUAUGUUUUUUCAUUCAAUGCUUAUAGCUUUAUCUGAACCAGUGCAAUAAGUAGGAUAGAUCUAUGGAAGAAAAUAUUUAGGCACUAAUAUAAAUUCUCCAUCUAAUCCAUGCUGCACUUUUACUGGAUCAGAUAGUAGGUAUGUGACACUGGAAGUGAUUUUUACUACUUUGAAAAGGGUAUAUACCAAAGAAAAUAUAGGUCUAAAAUAUGUUGUUCAGAUUUAGACUGUGCCAUUAUUUUUUGAUUGUCAAUAUAACAGGUAUUCAGUGUAUUUUUAGUGUACCUAAGUGUGUAACUGUUGUUACUUAGUAUUUUGUUCCUAUAAUUUAU